Lemur catta (Ring-tailed lemur) is the source of this 3558-nucleotide messenger RNA. It is a transcript of the gene ELOVL7, whose product is annotated as ELOVL fatty acid elongase 7. Gene Ontology annotation, cellular component: endoplasmic reticulum membrane; endoplasmic reticulum. Bases 155 to 1000 code for a protein of 281 amino acids. NCBI's taxonomy places the organism in Eukaryota, Metazoa, Chordata, Mammalia, Primates, Lemuridae. The record is from RefSeq and is a predicted model, not a curated record. Gene Ontology annotation, molecular function: fatty acid elongase activity. Gene Ontology annotation, biological process: very long-chain fatty acid biosynthetic process; fatty acid elongation, monounsaturated fatty acid; fatty acid elongation, polyunsaturated fatty acid. The transcript is spliced from 8 exons.
CGGGCAGGUGACAUCAGGCGGCGUCCUCGCCCUCGCUGCUCAGUCGGCGGCCGGGACGGCAGGGGCCGCUGUGAGGAGCUCCGCGCUCGCGCCCCGCGCUUCGGCUCCGCUCCGCGCGCGAACCCAUUAAAAGAGCCAGUAAAUCCUGUGGAAAAUGGCCUUCAGCGAUCUUACAUCGAGGACUGUACGUCUUUAUGAUAAUUGGAUCAAAGAUGCUGAUCCAAGAGUUGAAGAUUGGCUCCUCAUGUCCUCGCCUCUGCCACAAACCAUCAUCCUGGGACUCUAUGUCUAUUUUGUCACUUCUCUGGGACCAAAGCUCAUGGAGAAUCGAAAGCCCUUUGAACUCAAGAGAGCAAUGAUAACAUACAAUGUUUUCAUAGUACUCCUUUCUGUGUAUAUGUGUUAUGAGUUUGUGAUGUCUGGCUGGGGUACAGGUUAUUCAUUUCGAUGUGAAAUUGUUGACUAUUCACGGUCACCGACAGCUUUGCGGAUGGCACAUACCUGCUGGCUUUAUUACUUCUCCAAAUUUAUUGAGCUUUUAGAUACUGUCUUUUUUGUUCUGCGUAAGAAAAAUAGCCAAGUGACUUUCCUUCAUGUCUUCCAUCAUACCACCGUGCCAUUGACCUGGUGGUUUGGAGUCAAAUUUGCUGCAGGUGGUUUGGGAACAUUCCAUGCCUUUGUAAAUUCAGCUGUGCAUGUAAUCAUGUAUACCUACUAUGGAAUAUGUGCAUUGGGACCUGCCUACCAGAAGUACUUGUGGUGGAAAAAAUAUGUGACUUCAUUACAGCUUGUCCAGUUUCUUAUUGUCACCAUCCACGUAGGCCAGUUCUUUUUCAUGGAGGAUUGCAAGUACCAGUUCCCAAUCUUUCUGUACAUCAUUAUGAGUUAUGGGUGCAUCUUUCUGCUGCUUUUUCUCCAUUUUUGGUACUGUGCUUAUACCAAAGGUCAGAGGCUGCCCAAAACUGUGAAAAAUGGAAACUACAAAAAUAAAGAUCACUGAAAUACAAGCAAAACAUGAAUCUAUGAUAGAGACUAAUAUCUUGUUUUCCUUGACAAUCAAGAGAUAUUUACCUAUGCAGUGCAUUUUGUAUACUUUUCAAAACUAAGAGCUUGUAUUUUUAUGAUAAGUUAAUUGGAAUUUCUGAUAUUUGAGAGUCCAAAGCUCCCAGGUAACAGUCUUCUGAGAAUCAGAGCCUAGAGCAGCCUGAAGAUUUUUAGCUGCUUUUAAACCUAAUCUAAAUGUUUUGUUUAAUACAUUUUGUUACAGUGAAAGGAAGAUGUGAAGCUAUACUGUACUCUUCAAGGAAGUCUGGUAUACAUGAAAAAUAUCAUUAGGUAUUUUGAACACAGACAGAGAUCCAUACAGUACAGUAGAUGCUUUCUGCUGGGUCUGGAAACCUCUAACUGUGUGCUCUGGCUUUGUCAUUUCUUGCUGAUAUUCAGAAUAUACUAUAUUUACUCUAGAGUUAAAUUCCCAUUCUAAAGAGCUAACAUAGUGAACAUUAAGUGAAUUUUUGAUAAGUUGUCAUUUAAAAUCACUAAUGAUAAUUUUUAAUGGAUCUUUUGAGUAGCCACCACCAGUUUUGAUAAGACUUCCUUUUGUUGUGCAUAAGACACUUUAGUUGUACACACUGUUUCAAAGUAACAGUCCUUUCAGUUAGUGAUACACUGAACACUAAAAUUCAGUUAAUAUUUUGAAAACAAGGUGAUUUGUUUUGAUGGGUUCACGAACAUUUUGCUCUUACUGUUUUAUCAAUUAACUUUGAUCUCUGGAAAGAGGUGAAUUUGUUAAUGAAAAAAGUACUGUGUAGUUUGGUGGGAAAAAAUUGUUAUCUGUUUUAUUAAUAUCAUUUUCUCAUAUUGUCAUGGCUUAUAGGAUUACAUUGGUUAAAUAUAUAUUGGUUAGCUCCUUAAAUGUUCAUAUCAUUGGCACACUGCAGGUACCCUCAAAUCAUAAAUAAUUUUAGACCACCCAUUAUACACAAUCUCCAGAUAUGGGUUAGAGUGCCUUUGUGAAGCCACUGGAAGCAAAUGGUGGCACAGAGAAUAUCUGGGGAAGAUUCCAUCAUGUAAUUAAGGGCUGUUCUACUUUGAGAUAGAGACACACUACAUAAUAGUUAAAGAUUCUAUAGUUAGUGUUACAGAUACACUGCAUGAGAAAAUAUUUUACAGAAUUGUAUAUUAAUUCAUAACUUUGAUUUCUUUUUUUCAGACCUGUAAACCAUAUAAUGAAGGACUGAAUUCAUUUAGCAUAGGUUUUGUUUCCUAUAAAAUUGCUACUUCCUAAAAUUCUCUUGUUCUUACAUUCUCUUGUCAGAAAACCAAAACUGCUGGUGAAUAGAGUUUUGUCCAAGAAAUAGCAAUAUUUGGACAUUUGUGAAUUUUUCCCUAUUGCUUUUUUUUUCUUGUUUUAUUUAUACUCAGAUUUGAAGGCCUGCUUAUGUUUGUAAGAUUUUAAACAAUUAGUACUUAAGGCCCCAGUUAUUGUGUAGCACACAGGGAUACUUAUUGUACAACAAAACCUAAGUUUUACUCAAUUUCAUGGCCUUUUAUCUUCACACUUGCCAGAUUCAUAUAUUUGCCUUUAAGUGACCUUUUUUGAUUUCACUUGCUUACAGUAGGAGAAGAUGAGGGUUGCUAAAUGGGAGAAAUUUCCUAUUUUUUAAGUAAAGAAUAAAGAACAGUAGAGCAUAGCUAAAAGAAACAGUUGUUCUAAUUUAUUUCACUAUAAAUAUAGGUCUCAGAAUUCCUUAAGUGUUUUUCAGUUUUGGAUCUUCAUAUCCAACCUAUGCUAAAAUGAGAAGAUAUGAUAGGUGCUGUUAUACAUACACAGAAUUUUCAAAGACAUGAGUAGGGUAAAGACCAAAAGGAGGCAAAAAUAAAAGAAGAUGAAACAGGAGAAUUCUAUUUAUUUCUUACUUACUUUCUGACCUGCAUCAUACAACCUCACUAACCUUCCUAUAGUCUUUAAAAUGUUUGCCUUGCCUAUGAACUAACAUGUGAUUAAACCACAUUCUCAAUUAUAUGAACAGAAGUGAAGAGGUAGAAUGUUACAAAAGAAAUCACAGCUGGCAGAAGUGUCCUGCGUAUAAACAUCAGUAGAUGAAAAUGAAUGUCACUAGACACAGAAUUUGUAUGGGCAAUAUUUUAUUAAAAGGAUUCUGUGUGGUCACAUGGAGUUUCUAUCGGGGUUUCAUCUCACUUUUCAGGACUUUGCUGCCUAAAGUUUUGCUUACCUAACAAAAAGCCCAGUUACAAAAUCUAGUUUAUUAUACAAAGCUCUGUGAAUCCUUGAGGAGCUACAUGUAUAAUGUAAAUAAAUACAGACAUUUAAAUAUCUAUGGAAUAUUGCCAUUUUUACAGUCUUAAUUCUUAUCAAGUAGAAUUUUUAAUUGAGUAUACUAUAUUCUGAGAUAAAUUAUGAAAUUAUGAGGUAUACUCUUUCAGUUAUCCGUUAUUUCUGUUAACUUUUUAAAGACUGGAAAACUCUGUGGAUGUUGUCAAAGUGUGGGUUUGUUUUUCUCUGUGUAUUACAAUAAAUUUGUGGUACUGCAUGUA